Messenger RNA from Myotis lucifugus (little brown bat), 1507 nucleotides. It is a transcript of the gene ENY2, whose product is annotated as ENY2, transcription and export complex 2 subunit. The record is from RefSeq and is a predicted model, not a curated record. Gene Ontology annotation, molecular function: chromatin binding; transcription coactivator activity. Bases 218 to 535 code for a protein of 105 amino acids. The transcript is spliced from 5 exons. Gene Ontology annotation, biological process: regulation of transcription by RNA polymerase II; positive regulation of DNA-templated transcription; poly(A)+ mRNA export from nucleus. Gene Ontology annotation, cellular component: DUBm complex; nuclear pore; SAGA complex. NCBI's taxonomy places the organism in Eukaryota, Metazoa, Chordata, Mammalia, Chiroptera, Vespertilionidae.
UAGCUUUCUGUGUGCUUAGGCGCCCGAGCUACUGAGGGUCUAAGUCCGGGCAGCCGAAGAGUGUGGUAGGUAACGGUCGCCAGCGCAAGGGUCAUUUCGUCGCUGGGAAGGGACGGCCCUCGCCCGCGGUGAUGGUGUCGAUAGCACGGUAAAGGUGUGGUGGUGCUUGCCUAGAGGAUUUAGGAGGGAAUGCUUUGUAAGUGCUCUGUGUCUGAAAAUGCGUGUUGAUGUUCAGGUUAGCAAGAUGAACAAAGAUGCGCAGAUGAGAGCAGCGAUUAACCAAAAGUUGAUAGAAACUGGAGAAAGAGAACGCCUCAAAGAGUUGCUGAGAGCUAAAUUAAUUGAAUGUGGCUGGAAGGAUCAAUUGAAGGCACACUGUAAAGAGGUAAUUAAAGAAAAAGGACUAGAACACGUUACUGUUGAUGACUUGGUGGCUGAAAUCACACCAAAAGGCAGAGCCCUGGUACCUGACAGUGUAAAGAAGGAGCUUCUACAAAGAAUAAGAACAUUCCUUGCUCAGCAUGCCAGCCUUUAAGAUUGAAUUAGAUUGUGUUGUUUUGUGGUCUUAUUUCUGAAAGUAAAACUUGCCAUAAAUUAGGAAUCGCUUUCCCAAAAUAAAAUCCUUUUUUGUAUGAUGGUAUACAGUUUUCGGUAAUGAUGUAUACAUUGUAUUGAUUUUUUUUCCCUAAAUGUGUUAUUUUAAUAAAUAUCUCAUGAAUGAGUUUGAAGUUUCCUUGGAUCUUGGAAUAAAUGGGACUUUUCAACAAUGCACCAGAUUUGUUGAGAGAAAGUCAUCAAAUAAUACAGUUUGUUAAGUAUGUACAUGUUUCUGUGCUAACAACUGAGGAGAAAUAAGCUGCCUCUUCUGAUUGUCUAGAUAUGGUGUGUUUCUCUGAAUCCCUAUACUAUUUUAUAAUACAUGUCCCAUCUUGUACUACAGUUGUCUUAUGUGUUAUAAACUCUGGGAGUUAGGACUGAGUCUUACUCAUCUUUAUGUGCCUUCCUUAUUCCUCAAAGAAUUUACCAUCCUAUUGGAAGAGAGAACAUUUGCAAACUGGCUUCAUACCAAGCUCCUCUCACAUAUCUACUCAUCUGAACUUUGAAAACAGAAACUCUAAAUUACAUCCCCACAUACUAAGGUCAAGGAAGAACUUAAUGGGAAAUAAUCUGCACCCAUAGCUUUACUCUGACAUCAAGAUGGCCAAAUCCAAUGGACUCUUGUCUGUACUUAUGUGACCUCUGCUGGAAACUGAGAAUGUUGAGCAUCCUGCCACUGGGACUUUCCUCCCACUCCUCACAGUGUUUAUUCCUACCACUGGAAGUUCCUUCUGUUUCUCGUGGAGUACCUUUUGCUGUAUGGGACUGGAAAUAAUGGUAUUUCUUAGGGCUUGCUCAUGGGCCCUCUGCCUGACUAAUGAUACGCUUUUCCUGGGAAAAUCCCAGGAUACAGGUCGGACCAUGACUUCAAAUACUAACAGGUCAAUAAAUUGUAAAUUGCAUCACCAAA